Molecule: messenger RNA, 420 nt
Organism: Pochonia chlamydosporia 170
Lineage: Eukaryota; Fungi; Ascomycota; Sordariomycetes; Hypocreales; Clavicipitaceae
Exons: 1
Coding region: 1-420 (139 amino acids)
Source: RefSeq, a predicted model, not a curated record
AUGAACCCCCGCUUCUCCGCCGAUUCCGAAAACAUUGUGUCUGCCAUUGUCGGCCGGCGUGAAGCGCAGUGCGAAGCAAAUCGAAGCUCCGGGAUGUAUCUGGCACCGGAACAGCAAAUACUCGACCGGUGCAUUGGACCCACUGAAGGCCCGGGCCGCUGCCCCCACUUCACACUCAAGAACUCAGGGUCAUCCGGAUUCCUGGUUGAUGCUGUUCCACGUGAACAGCAGUGCUGCCCUCCGGCUCACAAGCUCACAAACUCACAAGCUCAGCGAGGUCACGGAGAACAAGCCCGCCCGAUGAGGAGGGGGGUGACGACCGGUGGCUCCGAUGCAAAUCGAGGCAUGAGUAUGACCUUGAUUGAAAGGUGUUCCGAGUCUUUUUCUUUCGACCCCUCUCAUUUUCGUGUUAAGGAAUGA